GGCGCCAAGCCCUGCGAGGACGGCAAGGCCGGCGAGUUCCUCUGCAAGGACGUCGACCUCGUCACGUGGACGCCGGCGUCCCAGGUCGCGAGCGGCAUCAUGAACAUGAACUGGGGCUGGACCGACGCGAACGGCCGCGAGUGGCUCAUCCAGGGCGGCGGCUCCGGCGUCGGCUUCAUCGACAUGGGCAUCCCGGGCACGUCCGACGCGGACCCGGCCGUCAAGUUCAAGAUGAAGGCCCACAACUCCGGGAGCUCGACCUGGCGCGACGUCAAGACCUACGACCACUACCUCCUCGUCGGCUCCGAGCAGUCCGGCCACGGCGUCCAGAUCUUCGAUUUGGAGCGCCUCGACCCGGACCACCCGAAGCACAACCCGAGCGGCGCCUACUUCGAGCCCGACGCGCGCUACGCCGCCGUCGGCUCGUGCCACAACGUCGCCGUGUCCGACGAGACGGGCCUCGCGUUCUGCGUCGGCGGCGACGUCUGCAGCGGCGGCCUCCACGCCUUCGACGUCACCGACGCGCUGAACCCCAAAGAGAUCGGCUGCGUCGUCUCCGGCCACACCCACGACGCGCAGUGCCUCCUCUACCGCGGCCCCGACGACGCCUACUACGGCAAGGAGAUCUGCUUCGUCUACCACGGCUACAACGGCUUCGCCAUCUACGACAUCAGCGACCUGAACAACGUGCAGAAGCUCUCGUCCCUGUCCUACGCCGGCCAGUCGUACACGCACCAGGGCUGGCUCAACUGCGCGCAGGACACGAUCUUCAUGGGCGACGAGACCGACGAGACGUCCUACACGAAGACCAUCGUCCUCGACAUCAAGAAGCUCUCCGACCCCAAGGUCCUGCAGACGCACGUCGGCGAGGCGACGGUCGUCGACCACAACCAGUACUCGUGCGGCGCGUUCGUCUACCAGGCGAACUACGAGGGCGGCCUCCGCAUCCUCGACGGGUCCCAGGCGCCGGACAACGGCGGCAAGAUGGAGGAGGUCGCCUUCUUCGACAUCUACCCGACGCGCGACGCCGUGUCCUACAAGGGCGCGUGGAACGUCUGGCCCUACUUCCCGUCGGGCCGCGUCGUCGUCUCCGACAUCUCCGGCGGC
Messenger RNA from Aureococcus anophagefferens, 1107 nucleotides. RefSeq lists its product as hypothetical. The record is from RefSeq and is a predicted model, not a curated record. The transcript has a single exon. NCBI's taxonomy places the organism in Eukaryota, Pelagophyceae, Pelagomonadales, Pelagomonadaceae. The annotation marks the transcript as partial. Gene Ontology annotation, cellular component: extracellular region.